Messenger RNA from Budorcas taxicolor (takin), 957 nucleotides. Its product is annotated as olfactory receptor 10G2. The transcript has a single exon. Gene Ontology annotation, biological process: G protein-coupled receptor signaling pathway. Gene Ontology annotation, cellular component: membrane. Gene Ontology annotation, molecular function: G protein-coupled receptor activity; olfactory receptor activity. The record is from RefSeq and is a predicted model, not a curated record. NCBI's taxonomy places the organism in Eukaryota, Metazoa, Chordata, Mammalia, Artiodactyla, Bovidae. Bases 1 to 957 code for a protein of 318 amino acids.
AUGGGAAAGACCAGCAACACAUCCCUGGACUCUGUGAUGACAGAUUUCAUUCUCCUGGGCUUAUCUCACCCCCCGAGGCUGAGGAUUCUUCUCUUCUUGGUCUUCUUCAUCAUUUACAUCCUGACUCAGCUGGGCAACCUCCUCAUUUUGCUCACUGUGUGGGCUGACCCAAAGCUUCACACUCGCCCCAUGUACAUUCUCCUGGGCAUGCUCUCAUUCCUGGACAUGUGGCUCUCCUCCGUCAUCGUUCCUCGGCUAAUAUUGGAUUUUACUCCCGCCAGCAAGAGAAUCCCGUUUGGGGGCUGUGUGGCUCAACUGUAUUUCUUUCAUUUCCUGGGCAGCACUCAGUGCUUCCUCUACACCCUGAUGGCCUAUGACAGGUACCUGGCAAUAUGCCAGCCCCUGCGCUACCCCAUGCUCAUGAAUGGGAGGUUAUGCACCAUCUUUGUGGCUGGAACUUGGGUGGCUGGCUCCAUUCAUGGGUCCAUCCAGGCCACCCUGACAUUCCGCCUGCCCUACUGUGGGCCCAACCAGGUGGAUUACUUUAUCUGUGACAUCCCUGCAGUAUUGAGACUGGCCUGUGCAGACACAGCUGUCAAUGAGCGUGUGACUUUUGUGGACAUCGGGGUAGUGGCUGCCAGUUGCUUCAUGUUAAUUCUGCUCUCCUAUGCCAACAUAGUCCACGCCAUCCUGCAGAUACACACUGCUGAUGGGCGGCGCCGAGCCUUCUCCACCUGCGGCUCCCACCUAACCGUGGUCACAGUCUACUAUGUCCCCUGUACUUUCAUCUACCUUCGGGCUGGCUCCAAGAGUCCCCUGGAUGGGGCAGUGGCUGUGUUUUACACUGUUGUCACCCCAUUACUGAACCCCCUCAUCUACACACUGAGGAACCAGGAAGUGAAGUCUGCUCUGAAGAGACGAGCCUCAGGUAGAGGGGCUGGGAGUGAAAAUAAGUAA